Aspergillus versicolor CBS 583.65 is the source of this 1076-nucleotide messenger RNA. RefSeq lists its product as uncharacterized. The transcript has a single exon. Lineage: Eukaryota; Fungi; Ascomycota; Eurotiomycetes; Eurotiales; Aspergillaceae. Bases 76 to 927 code for a protein of 283 amino acids. The record is from RefSeq and is a predicted model, not a curated record.
CUGGCUUGUGAAUGAUUAUAAGUUAAUCAUAAUCCUUAAAAAGUUCAACCAAACAGCAACGACAAAAGACCCAAGAUGGCAGCGCAAGGCAGGACCAGAAACCACGAUUUCUUCGCACUUCCUUCCACUACCGUCGAAUACGAAUACCAGGGCAAACAGCACCUACUCGACGUGGUGGAAAGAACGAGGGAGACAUCAUGGAAGGAGACACACAUCAUCUUCACCGGCCUUGAUCCGCAGACAUUUGAGCAUGAGAUUGAGAACACAGACUGCCGUCGCAUCAAUCAAUCCUUUGACACGUAUUUGCCCCAGUUCGGUUUACUGCUUCUCGAGAUGCCUGCGUCGGACGUUCACGAAACCACCUCCAACAGGCUCAAUUUAAUGAUAAUGGAAGCGUUGCCUCGACGGCUUCGCCGGGCCCUUUCCAUGAGAGGAGAGACAGGAUAUCAGUCCGCUACAAGACAGAAAUGUGCCGACCAAGCAUAUGUGCCCAAAAGGCUUCCUUCAGGUCGCUCAAAUCAUUGGCCAUCAAUGGUUAUAGAGUGUGGCUGGAGCGAAACUAGAGCAAAGCUCGAGCGCGACUGCCGUUGGUGGUUGCACGAUUCGGACGGGGAUGUCAAAAUCGCAUUGUCCAUAUCAGUCCAUAUGAGGAGGAAGCAGAUCAUCAUUCAAAAAUGGGAAUCCUUCCAACUACAGACACGGGCAGGACAGGCCCAGACGGGGGAGAGACUGGCUCAAACAAUCGUUCUGUCCCAGGUGCGGGACCAUCCAAUUCGUCUGACGGGACCGCCCCUGCGUCUAGAAUUUGAUAAAGUUUUCUUGAGACAGCCACUGCCCACUCAGGGAGAACAUGAUAUUGAGAUUACAGCAGAGGACCUUCGGUUUCUGGCGCAGGAUAUUUGGCAGGUCCACCCAAAUGUUGAGUAACAGUAUUCAUUCUCGUCCCGUAGGAGCUGGUGCGUGACGGCUAGCAUAAUAUCCCCAUUCUCAACCAGUUAAAGACCUAAAUGCGUCCGAAAAUAUGGCACUGAAUAUUAACAUUUUGUUAGGAAUCCUCUUCCUACCCGACGAAAACG